AUUUUCAAUCAUCAUCUGAACUCUACGUUGGAACUUUGCCUAUACGUCAAGUCGGAGAUUCUAAUAUCAUAGUAUAUAAAAGAUGGCGGAACUGCCGGGAAGCACGCAUGACGAGAUCCUGAAGUGGAAAACCGAUAACCUGCUGCGGGGUGCUGAGGUGGUCCCGGAUAGUCGCCCCGGCUAUCAACCCGCUAACGACCCCACCAGACCCAGGCCGGUGCCGGUCAUGCCCGUUCCCUUCAGGCCGCCCAAACGGAGAUGGGAAAAUGUGCGCAAGAGAAUGACGACAGAAGGACCAGAGAACAGCAUGUGGCUGUUUUGGAAGAAAGCUGGCAAGGCAGAAGAAGGACCUGAUACAAUGACCCGUCAGGAGAAGGAACUGCACCAGGCCGCCAGAAAGAAUGACAUCAAACGGGUCCAGGCACUGCUGUCGUCAGGCGUCAACGUCAAUGCUAGGAAUCAGGUUGACAGAACUGCCCUUCACUGGGCAGCGGGAAAUGGAAACACGGAGAUUGUCAAGAUGCUUUCCAGCCAUGACGCUAACAUCGAUGGAGAGGACAAGUACGGGAUGACGGCGCUUUUGUGGGCAGCCUGGUUUGGCUACAGAAACACCGUUGGAGCACUGGUCUUCUCUGGAGCCAACGCAACAUGUGAAAACAAGCAAGGGCUAAACAUCCUCCACUGUGCAGCACAGAAUGGCCAUGUGGACGUUAUACAGUUUAUCCUGGAGGACCUGGAGAGUUUUGAUCUCAAUGGGAAGGAUAAGACUGGUAAGACUGCCUUCCACAUCGGGGCGGAGCAUGGUAAGCUGGAGCCGGUGGAGUACCUCAUCGGGGCGGGCUGUGACGUCAACGCCAGAUCCAAGGAUGGAAGCACAGCUGUCCACUACGCGUCCAAGAACGGCCACCCUGAGGUCCUGACCAAGAUCAUCCAGGCCGGGGCUGAGGUCAACGAGAGAGACACGGAUGGCAAGACGCCGCUCCAUCUGUCUGCAGAGGAGGGCUGGAUUGAUAUCGCUGAGAUACUGCUGGACAACAACGCAGACGUGAACGCAGAUGCCCACAAAUGUACGCCUGCGGCCCAUCCAGCAUUUGUGCCAGGCAAAAAGCCUGUUGAUGUGAAAAAAGAGGUCAGUCCCCUCCACAUGGCAGCCCAGAACGGCCAUCCGAGAGUCUCCAAAAUCCUCAUCGACUACGGAGCUGAUGUGGACUCCAUGAACCAUCAUCACAUGACACCCCUGCACCUGGCAGCCCAGUCCAACUGGUACGACGUCUGCAGGUUACUCAUCGAGUCUGGCUGUGACAUCAACGCUAUCAACGCCAGGACCCAGACUCCGAUCCAUCUGGCCUCGGAGAACGGACUCAAUGACGUCUGUGAGAUGCUGCUGAAGGCUGGAGCCAGAUUGGACAUCAAUGAUAAGCAAGGGAAGACCCCACUUGGAGUGGCGGCGAGGGGAGAGCACAUUGCCAUUGUGGACAUGAUGAUCAAGGCAGAGCGAUACAAUGAGAUGAGAAAGGGCCUCCCCGAGGACCAGGAGGAGUAUGAGGAGUUUUACGAGGACGAGCUAUUCGCCUACCUGGAUGAAGACGAGGACGGGUACUCAGAUGAGUACUCCGACUACGAAGACGACGACGAAUUCGAGGACGAACUGGUCGACGAACUGGACAAGGGGAGCAAGGCGGGGGGCGACCACCCGACGGUCGACGGGAAGGACAAGCUGAACACGCCAAACAGCCCCGACCGGAAGGAGAGCGAGACAGGAAGCAGCAGGGCGAGCGACACGAGCGGCUACCGGUCCGCCACGCGGCUGCGCAGGAGGUCGCACAACCUGGACGGGGAGGACUUUGACGAAGAGUCAGCUGAUCUCAAUGGCCAUGACCCCUACUCCAUCCCCAGCGAGGACUUCAAGGACGAAGAGGAGUUCAGCGAGGGGGAGGAGUUCUCGGGGACGUACGUCUCGGAGGACUCGGUCACCAUCAAGGCGCCGCAGAAGUCGCGGCUGAGGAAGGUGUCAUUCCGACAGGACAGGUCCUCAGAGACGCAGCACAUCCGCAACAUCUGCUUCAAACUCGCCACCAAGUACCUGAAGUCCAACGAGUGGAAGAGACUAGCCAGGAUUUGGAAGUUCAGUGAGGGACACAUCAAGGCUAUUGAGCAUCAGUACGCGGGAACCAACAGCUAUCGCGAGCAUGGCUACAGAAUGUUGUUGAUCUGGCUGCACGGUGAAUGCAUCGAAAACAACCCCAUCAAAGGUAUCUACGAAGCACUCCUGACGAUCGACAGGAGAAAACUUGCAGACGACAUCAGAAGAAAGGCGAAUGCGGAGGCCUCUCAGUCGCCGAGGAAGUGCGCCGUCUCCUGACCCACGUGACUCACCAGAUGCCUUUGUUAUCACCACGCAAGUGCAACCAGGGGCAACCUAGGGGCAACCUCUCGUUGGUUACACAGCUUGCCUGCCCCGCGAUGUGCUCAAGUCAUCACGAAAACGUCCCAAACUCCCGGGCG
Molecule: messenger RNA, 2505 nt
Organism: Branchiostoma belcheri (Belcher's lancelet)
Lineage: Eukaryota; Metazoa; Chordata; Leptocardii; Amphioxiformes; Branchiostomatidae
Product: ankyrin repeat and death domain-containing protein 1A-like
Biological process (GO): signal transduction
Molecular function (GO): protein binding
Source: RefSeq, a predicted model, not a curated record